Molecule: messenger RNA, 3910 nt
Organism: Labeo rohita (rohu)
Lineage: Eukaryota; Metazoa; Chordata; Actinopteri; Cypriniformes; Cyprinidae
Gene: slco5a1b
Product: solute carrier organic anion transporter family member 5A1b
Exons: 23
Coding region: 209-3175 (988 amino acids)
Biological process (GO): protein dephosphorylation
Cellular component (GO): secretory granule
Molecular function (GO): protein tyrosine phosphatase activity
Source: RefSeq, a predicted model, not a curated record
UCAGUGCUGAUUCUGGCGGCGGGCGGACUGCGGUGAGCUCUGACAGGUUUUGCGUACGUUUGACGUCUCCUCCUUUCUUUUUUCACUCUCUCUCUCUCCCAUUCCUCCCUCUAUCUCCAUACCGUCCCCAUCCAUCCCCCAGACUCACGGAAAGAAGGAAAUACACCGCUGGAAUGGAUUAAUAACGAGUAGAUGAGAUGGAUGCGUGAUGGGAAGGAUGGAAUCGUUUCACCUGUUUCUCACCAUCCUCGCGUUUCGGGCCAGUCUCGCCUCCGCGGCAGACCGAAAAUUCGGCUGCCUGUUUGAGGAGGGUCUGUGUCUGAACUAUGAAGUCUGUCUUAAUGAUGGCAUGUUGGGCCGCUGUGAGGCUGCUCCACUAACAGGCGUCUACACGUAUGACGUCACGCCAGCAACGGUACAGAGAUUCCGCAUGCUACUUCAGAGACUGGCACACAGAGGGUUGUCUUGGGAAGAUGACAUCACACAACAAGUUUUAUCGAACGAGUUCUCCAAACUACGCAAAGUUUCUCUUCCUUUACCAGAGCCCAGGCCACAGGGUUAUGGGACUGCUGUCGGAGACAGGAGAAUGAAAUCAUCCGAGGCUGAGGUUAGGAAGACCCUGAAAUACUUGCAGCACUUGGGACUGCUACCAAAAACAUCACACAAGAUGGCGGAGCUUCAAUAUUAUCGCUCUGGAGAACCACGCCCUGAAACUGACUCCUCCCCUCCUGAGUUUAUUCCAGAGGUGCCCUAUAAAUCAAAGUCUUACCCUGACCUCAGCCGUUACCAGAGCGAUGCGGCACAAGCUCCUCAGCAGGAAGAGGGGCCAGACCUGCUGGCAGCCGCACUUCAGAAGUAUCUUUCCAAGAACAAACCUCUUCAGCCUGGUCUGGGGGACAGAUCCAGAACAGAUCGAUUCUACUCAAAAGAUGGUUCAACAAAGUCUUCCACCAGUGACUCUCUAUCACCCGUGGAUGAAUCUUUCAUCUGGAAAGUUCUGCGUAAUGUGGGAAGGCACAGUGUGGAUGUGAAGAGUCUGAAGGCAGCAGACCUGGAUAAGCUUGCUGUUCUUAUCGCAGAUGCUCUGCAGGUGGUGGAACAGCAGGCAGGUCAAGGAGAGACGCCCAGAGACCUGGAGACACAGCAGAGUCCUGAGGACGAGACGGAAGACAUGCAAUAUGAGGACCAGCGCCCUGAGAGUUAUGCAGUGGAUCAAACCCCUGAAGACCGUGCUCAGAAUCAGAGGGAAGAGGAUGAGGAAAGUUCAUCUGUCACUCAAAAGACAGUUCAAACCAACCCACCUGUGACAGAGGGACAGACAGUAGUGGAGGAGAAGAGAACUAUGGACAACAAGCAGGAUGUGGGCUUUUUAGGAAAGCUUCUGGAGUAUCUGGAUAAAACCUCCAGCUCCGAACCAGAGGCUGUUGAUAAGGGGCGGGGUGUGUCUGUGGAGACAGUUCGUAGCCGAACGACACACCGGGAGGUGGGGAUGCAGAAAAAGGCAAUAGAGAGAGUAGAGGAGGUGGAAGGCUGGGUCCAGGCAGCAGCUAUUGCGCCCUCCUCUGGCCUGAAGGAAAACCCUGCGCCACACCGCAAGAACAUGAAAGUACAGGAUCUUCAGCUGGAUGUCCAGAGCAACGCUAAAAAUGACAUCUACGGAUACAUUAUUACUGACACAGAGAAUCUUCCCACUGAUAAGGGUUUGUAUCUGAUGGAGUUGGUAGCUCGUAAAGCGAAGAUUCAAAUGACUGAUUUCUCAGAGCUCUCUGUUGUUAGUCCAGCUGUGACAUUUCAGGUUCGUCCAAAUGCUCAGAACGUCACCACAGAGGAUGUGGCUAAUGUUGCAGUCCAUCGAAAGGAUGAACUGGAGAAAGAAGCGAAAGUCAAGAUUGUAGAGGCUGGAGUCACUGAUAGGAGCAAACUGAAUCAGAUUCCCACUAAGUACAGUCGCUCCGAGUCUCUGAAGUUUCUGAUUCUGACUGUGAUUUCCAUCAUCUGUAUAACUGGAGUGUUGCUGGCGUCCAGCGUUGUCUACUGUCUGCGUCAUCGUUCUCAUCACAAACUCAAAGAGAAGCUCACUAACCUUGGCUCUGACCCCACCACUGACGCCACUGCUACCUACCAGGAGCUGUGUAGGCAGCGAAUGGCAGUAAAACCUCCUGUAGAGAAGUCGGAUCCUAUUCAUUCUUCUCGUAUAAAUAGUGUGUCAUCUCAGCUGAGUGACGGUCCAAUGCCAAGCCCCUCUGCACGCACUAGCACCUCCUCCUGGAGCGAAGAACCCGCCCACUCCAACAUGGACAUCUCUACUGGUCACAUGAUACUGGCAUAUAUGGAGGACCACCUGAAAAAUAAGAAUCGUUUGGAGUCGGAGUGGGAGGCUCUCUGUGCAUAUCAGGCCGAGCCCAAUGCCACCACCAUUGGCCAGAGAGACGGCAACGUCAAGAAAAACCGCACGAGCACAGUCAUAGCCUAUGAUCACUGCAGAAUAACUCUGAAGAUGGAGAACAAUCAAGGCAACUCUGACUACAUCAAUGCCAGCCCAAUCAUGGAUCAUGACCCUCGUAAUCCUGCAUACAUCGCCACUCAGGGGCCGUUGCCCUCCACCGUGGCUGACUUCUGGCAGAUGGUCUGGGAGAGCGGGUGUGUGGUGAUUGUCAUGCUGACUCCUCUCACUGAGAAUGGUGUGAAGCAGUGUUACCACUACUGGCCUGAUGAAGGCUCCAACCUCUACCACAUUUAUGAGGUUAAUCUGGUUUCUGAGCAUGUGUGGUGUGAGGAUUUCCUCGUUCGCAGCUUUUACCUGAAGAACAUGCAGACUAACGAGACCCGUACAGUCACGCAGUUCCACUAUCACACCUGGCUGAACGACCAAACACCCGAAACAAGCCAAACCCUGCUCGACUUCCGCAGGAAAGUAAACAAAUGCUACCGUGGAAGAUCCUGCCCUGUCAUUGUUCACUGCAGUGACGGAGCUGGACGGACUGGGACAUACAUUUUGAUUGACAUGGUGUUGAAUAAAAUGGCCAAAGGUGCAAAAGAGAUUGAUAUUGCUGCUACGCUUGAACACCUGAGAGACCAGAGACCUGGCAUGGUUCAGACCAAGGAUCAGUUUGAGUUUGCACUGACGACUGUAGCUGAAGAGGUGAACGCUAUUCUCAAAGUCCUGCCACAGUGAUACUUCCUCUCUUCCUACCUUCUCUUUCUCCCUCUCAGUUGUAUAUAAACUCUGAUCCCAUUUCUGAGAAGAAUAUAUAUGUCCUAUAGAAACUAUUUUGUCUGUAAAUGAUUGGACUAUAUUCAAUAGUAAUUAGGAAUUGUGUAUUGUUUUAGUUCUGUGUGAUUAUGAAAGCACAUUAAUUUAAUUUUUCAUGUCAUUGUUUCGAAUUUGUUUCUACUGCAUAUCGCACAGAAAACUGGCCAGAUAUGUUCUAAAUAGUUAUUUGGACUCGAAUUUAUUCAAUUAAUCUGUUUGUGCUUCAUUAUUUAAGAUUUAGAACUGUGUUCUAUGGGUUGUGACAACUGGAGUUUAUCUGAUUAUCAGAGACUCAAAGCAGAAACAUCUUGCAUGUUAAAUGAUACCGAGAACACAAGGAGACAAUUGCUGCUUUUCCAAGCCAAGGAAAUGUUCACUAAAUCAUAAUGUUGACUUGACCUGAACCUUUAUUAUGAGACUAAAACUUUUGGGAAGUACUACCACUUUCAUUUGGUUUUAAAAUGUAAUCUGUGCACACAAACAGUGUGGAUAGCAAGUAGAAAUGCAUGCAAGACUUGUGCAGUUGUGCUUUAUGAUCUUACAGCAACUUGUGCAUAGAAAAAUGUCAACAAAUAAAGACUAAAUUGUUAUUGUGUGAUUCUGGCAAAUUACAAAUACAGUGUCUGAUCUCCAUGAUGUUACUGAGAAGUUUUAAGA